AUGAAAACAAAUAUAGAAUUGCAACGAAUGAAAUCGACGAGCAUAUCUCACGAUAAGGGACGAGAUAGUAGACAAGGAGAUUCCCCUAGCAUUAAUCCCGACAAGUUAUAUAAUCCAGCAAUUGAAUAUGAUGAGUUAAUGCUGAAAUUUAAGGAAGAAUUUAAUAAAGUUUGGGACACACCAAGAACAUCACCUGACAAUGGUCUUGAGGGUUUUGAUGAAUUGGUUACCUUGGGGGCUGGGUCAUUUGGUCGUGUGAUAUUGGUUAAAAAUCGUCAAACUGGUAAUUAUUAUGCGGUGAAAAUACUAAUCAAAGAUCAAAUUGUGAAAACCAAACAAGUCACUCAUGUUCACACGGAGAAAAGAGUUUUGGCUGCAAUACGCUUUCCCUUCCUAAUACAUUUGGAAUUUUCCUGCAAAGAUUUUGAUUACCUUUAUUUGGGUUUGCCAUUUGUAAAUGGUGGCGAAUUGUUUACUUAUCAUAGGAAGGUGCGCAAGUUCAACGAGAAGCAGGCGAGAUUUUAUGCAGCCCAAGUAUUCAUGGGUUUGGAAUAUUUACAUGGCAUGAGUUUGUUAUAUCGCGAUCUUAAGCCCGAGAAUAUUCUUAUCGAUUCCAAGGGUUAUAUCAAAAUUACAGAUUUUGGAUUUGCAAAGAAAGUAGAAGGUCGCACCAUGACAUUAUGUGGCACCCCGGAAUAUUUAGCUCCAGAAAUCAUACAAUCCAAACCAUAUGGCACAAGUGUUGAUUGGUGGUCUUUUGGUAUAUUGGUCUAUGAACUUGUGGCGGGAAAUUCACCCUUUUCACCACACAACAAAGAUGUCAUGAUGAUGUAUACGAAAAUUUGUGAUGGUGAAUACAAAAUGCCAACAUUUUUCAGUGCACCACUUAAAGAUUUCGUCGAUCAUUUGCUGCAGGUGGAUCUAUCAAAGAGAUUCGGCAACUUGGUGAAUGGAAACAAAGAUAUAAAAAACCAUGCAUGGUUUAAAAAUGUAGAUUGGUAUGGACUGCUGAAUCAAGAUUUUGCAGCACCUUUCGUACCACGUGUUGCCAAUAUGGAAGAUGUGUCAAAUUUUGACAGAUUUCCAGAUCCGAAACCCUUGCACCGAUCUAAAAAUAAUCGGCACGCAGAAUUGUUUAUUGAUUUUUAA
Messenger RNA from Musca vetustissima, 1149 nucleotides. Its product is annotated as cAMP-dependent protein kinase catalytic subunit 2-like. NCBI's taxonomy places the organism in Eukaryota, Metazoa, Arthropoda, Insecta, Diptera, Muscidae. Gene Ontology annotation, cellular component: nucleus; cAMP-dependent protein kinase complex. The record is from RefSeq and is a predicted model, not a curated record. Gene Ontology annotation, molecular function: cAMP-dependent protein kinase activity; ATP binding. Gene Ontology annotation, biological process: peptidyl-serine phosphorylation. Bases 1 to 1149 code for a protein of 382 amino acids. The transcript is spliced from 7 exons.